Molecule: messenger RNA, 576 nt
Organism: Aspergillus ruber CBS 135680
Lineage: Eukaryota; Fungi; Ascomycota; Eurotiomycetes; Eurotiales; Aspergillaceae
Exons: 2
Coding region: 1-576 (191 amino acids)
Source: RefSeq, a predicted model, not a curated record
AUGAAAUUCUUGGCUGCUCUGUCCCUUUUCUCGCUGGCUUCGGCCAUUCCUCUCAAACAGCGCCAAUCCGACGAUGCGCCCUUCACUCUGAACCUCCGCUGGUCCAACAGCCCUCUGAGCGGACCCAUCAACGCUAACGGCAGCCAAUUCUGGCACGGCAAGGACACCGCAUCCUUCUGCCCUGAGAACAUCCCCGGAUGCAAGACAGUCAACACCACUUCGUUUGUCGGACGCGAUGGCCAAUUGUUCCUCAACACCGGAGUUCCCGGUGGCCAGCAGGUCUACGUCUCCCCCACCGGCCUGCUCACCUACACCGUUCCGCAUAGCGCGAACAUCCCCGAAGGGUCCUUGACGGAUCUCGAGGUGUUCUCGACCAACAACUUCAUCAACCCGUUCUUGACCUUCCACCUCUGCAGCGUGGACCAGGAGGACACUCAGUGGCAUCUUGUUCUCGAGUACACCAAUGCUACGACUGGCUCGAUCGUCAACAGUGGCUACACGGAGAACAAUGCUUGCACGCGCGUCUCCCUCGAAGCUGUUCCCUACGAGGGUGACACUGCUUGGGAAUUCUCGUAG